GAGAAAAAAAAACCUCAUUCGAACUUCGCAUCGCUUUUAGGACUGACCUCUUUUUCGCACAAAGGCAUCCAAUUGGAACCGGUGUCUAUAAAUUCUCAGCUUAUUUUUGCCGCUUCUCUACCAUUCAACGCCCCUCUAUUUGUAAAAGGAUUUCAAUGUAAUCGGACGUUCGAAGCUCCCAUACGAUAACAAUCUAAGCUGUUAAAUUCUUAACCGACUCGGGUAUGGACUCACCGCCUGAUCGACGGUGCAGAAGAACCGCCGGUCUUGGUAAGUGGCGGUGCAGGGAAACGGCGUUGCCUUCAAACUCGUACUGCGAGAAGCACUAUUUGCAAAGAAGUAAGAAGGCGCAGAACAUUAUUCGUAGAGAUAGAGAUGACGACAGCGACCGUAAAUCCCACGAGUUAGAGAUCAGAGCUGGUCGGAGGAGUGACGUCAGCGGAAGGAGAGGUGAAAUCAGCGGAUCGGAGAAGAAUAAGAAGAAGGAGUGGAAAGAGGAGGAGUUGAGCGAUGGAUCGGAAGACGAGGACGGGCUUGUGUUGACUGAGAUGUUGUCCAGGGAGCGCAAGAAGGAAGAGAAAGCCAAGCUUGGUGUCAAGGGGAAUAACGUUGGUUCUGGAAAUUCAGUGAAGGAGAUAGUGGAUUCAUAUGAAGGAAAAGUUAAUUCCAGCAAAAAGGACGGCUCUUCUGGUAUGGCCGUUAGGAAUGGCACCGCGGGAGAGGUAAAAUCCUCCAAGAAGGAUAAGUCGAUUAAAAGGAAAGAAUUUGGAAGUUUAAUGUGUCAUCAGUGUCAAAGGAAUGAUAAGAGUGGUGUUGUUUUUUGUUCCAGUUGUCAGAGGAAGCGAUAUUGUUACGAGUGUCUUGAAAAGUGGUAUCCUGAGAAAACAAGGGAUGAAGUUGAGGAAGCAUGUCCAUAUUGCUGUGGCAAUUGCAAUUGUAAAGCUUGCUUGCGUGAAGUUUUGGUUGUCAAGGAUAGCCACAAGGACUUGGACAUCAGUGUCAAAUUAGAGCAGCUAAAAUACUUGCUAUAUAAAGCUCUCCCAGUUCUCAGGCAUAUAUACAGGGAGCAGAACUCUGAAAUAGAGAUUGAAUCAGACAUAAAAGGAUCUCAAUUGACAGAAACAACUGGUAUGACAAGGUGUAAAUUGGACAAAAGUGAACGUUUGUACUGUGACAACUGCAAUACAUCAAUCGUUAAUUUUCACAGAAGCUGCCCCAGAUGUUCUUAUGAUCUAUGCCUAACUUGCUGUCAAGAGUUAAGAGAAGGCUGCCAACCUGGCGGUAAUGAAGCAGAAACAUCCCAGAGCCAGUUUGUAGAAAGAGCUAAUUUUCUAACACAAAAGGAUGAAAAAUGUAUUGCACCAAGGAGUAGACAUGGACAGGAGAACCAAGUGGGUUCAACCAGUAAUGAUAAAGCUGAUUUGUUUUCUCACUUUCCUGAUUGGCAAGCUAAUGCUGAUGGUAGUAUUCCAUGCCCUCCAAGUGACCGAGGAGGUUGUGGUGCUUCAAUACUUGAGUUGAGACGUGUUUUUAAAGCUAAUUGGGUAACUAAGCUGAUAAGUAAGGCGGAGGACAAUAUCAGUCAAUACAAACCACCUGAUGUUGAUUUCUCUAUAGAAUGUUUUGAAUGCCAGCCAAAUGGUUCAGAUCGGAACCGCAACAGCAGUUAUAAUGUGAGGCACGCAGCUAACAGGGAAGAAAGUCAUGAUAACUAUUUAUUCUGCCCAAAUGCUGUUGAUAUAUCAGAUGAUGAAAUUGAACAUUUUCAGAGGCACUGGAUGAGGGGUGAACCUGUGAUUGUACGUAAUGUUCUUGAGAAAACAUCUGGUCUUAGUUGGGAACCCAUGGUAAUGUGGAGGGCUUUUAGAGAAACAGGUGCCCAUGUAAAAUUCAAAGAAGAGACUCGAAGCGUGAAGGCCAUUGAUUGUUUAGAUUGGUGUGAGGUUGAAAUUAAUAUUCACCAAUUUUUUAAGGGCUACUUAGAGGGCCGUAUGCAUAGAGAUGGGUGGCCAGAAAUGUUGAAAUUGAAGGAUUGGCCUUCAUCAACCUUAUUUGAAGAACGUUUGCCCAGGCAUAACGCCGAAUUUAUUGCUGCCCUCCCUUACAGUGACUACACUGAUCCAAAAGCAGGCCUUUUAAACCUUGCUACACGGCUUCCAAAGGGAUCGUUGAAGCCUGAUAUGGGACCCAAAACAUAUAUUGCAUAUGGAUUCUCUGAAGAACUUGGUCGAGGUGAUUCAGUGACAAAGCUGCAUUGUGAUAUGUCUGAUGCGGUAAAUGUAUUGACACACACAACUAAGGUAAAAAUUGCUCCCUGGCAAUGCAAAAACAUAAAAAGAAUGCAGAACAAACGAGCUGCUGAAGACUUGCAGGAACUCUAUGGAGGUGUAGAAAAGGCUAAGGUUGGAAUGGAAAGAAGAUCACUGAAGAGAACUUAUGGGGACAAGAUCAACGUUACUGACUGUACAAAGAAUGGAGGCAUGGAGCAUGACCAUUUGUUGUUGGAAGAGAAACACAUAAAGGUAAGGAAACUGGAUAAAGAGCAAUCAGAUACUAAUCCACCAUUUACAAAUUCCAUGGAUCUAAGGAUUGUUGGAUUGGAUGAAUCAAAGCCUGGAAUGGGACAUUCUGUUUCUCCUGAAAAUGGGAAAAACAAUAGUACCGGGACAGAGUUGCUUCAAGUAAAUGAUUCAAAGCCUCAUAUUCUUGAUUGUAAUGAAAGUUACUUGACACAAUCAUUAGGGUGUAAUAAUAACCCUGGCAAAGUUGAACCAGACAAAUGCUCUUUGUCAAGGAGAGUGGAUGAAAGAGCUAAUCUGUUGGUUGGAAUUUUGGCUAAGAAAUCAAGCAUGUUGGAGCAUAAUGUGAAGGUAGAGGCAGAGUCAUUUCCUGAAAAUAAUGACAAAGGGAUAACUGAUCAAAAAAUUGAAGAAUUUGAAACGAAGGAAAGCUCUUCAUCAAGAAACAGAAUGGAUAAGGAUAAUUUGGAAACUAGAACAAUGGAUCAUAGUUUAGAGGCUGAGGAAGGGGUUAGAAAUAUUUCAGGAAAUGACCAAAUUGAUGAAAAUGUCUACUCUCCAGAGUUAAAUGCAUCCACAGCAGAAAACAAGAUUGUGAAGUUAAAUGAAAAAAGAGAAAAGCAAUCUGAAGAGGAAGGAAACUGUUUUUCUUAUGGUGCAAAUGUUUCUGAAAGGAAUUUUGCAGUUGGAAAUUUGACAAGCCCUACUGAUUGUGCCACUUUUUAUAUCAAUGCAGUUGGAGCUGAGAGAGAAGGUGUGGCUGAUUCGAGUGCAUCUUACCUGGAAAAGAUUAAAUGUUCCAAGGACAUGGAUGUAACAAAGCUUACUAAUGAUAAAGACAUUUUAGGGAUUUCCUUCUCUGGUGACAAUGGAUGUAAUGGUCCCGAGUCAAAAGAAUCAGACCAAGAGCCUAUCAAGGAUAUAGAAAAUAAUAAUAAGUCAAAAAUGGUCAAUGGUGGUGCUGUCUGGGAUAUCUUUCGCAAGCAGGAUGUUCCCAAAAUCAUUGAGUACUUGGAAAAGCACAAGAAGGAAUUUCGCCACAUUAACAAUCUUCCUGUAAAUUCUGUCAUUCACCCCAUCCAUGAUCAGACUCUUUUCUUAAAUGAGAGGCAUAAGAAACAACUGAAAGAGGAAUUUGAUGUGGAACCUUGGACAUUUGAGCAAUGCCUUGGUGAGGCUGUUUUCAUUCCUGCUGGAUGUCCUCAUCAAGUGAGAAAUAGACAAUCUUGUAUAAAGGUGGCACUGGAUUUUGUCUCUCCUGACAACAUUGAAGAAUGUAUUCGGUUAACCAAAGAGUUCCGCAUGCUCCCAAAGAACCAUAGAGCCAAGGAAGACAAGUUAGAGGUUAAAAAGAUGGUGCUCUAUGCUGUUAGUUCAGCUGUGAAAGAGGCCCGAAGCUUGAUGCCUAAUCUGGCUCUUGAUCCUUGGUGUCAUGCUUCUUCGUCGACUUGCUGUGGUAGUUCCUCGCUCGACAAGGUUCUUCAGCAGUAAAGAUAGCCAUGACCUUGCAAGCACCAUAGCUGAACUCAACAAGGAAAUGGAAUCAGUCUUUGGUGAACCUCCUCCGGAUGGGUUUGCCAAUUCUGGAAAUAAAAGUUUCAUAGGUCAAGAAUCCCAAGAUAAUUCUCAUUUGAUUU
Molecule: messenger RNA, 4156 nt
Organism: Durio zibethinus
Lineage: Eukaryota; Viridiplantae; Streptophyta; Magnoliopsida; Malvales; Malvaceae
Product: lysine-specific demethylase JMJ27-like
Biological process (GO): regulation of transcription by RNA polymerase II
Cellular component (GO): histone deacetylase complex; chromatin
Molecular function (GO): transcription coregulator activity; chromatin DNA binding; histone H3K9 demethylase activity
Source: RefSeq, a predicted model, not a curated record